CGGAUGUUCACUCCUAGGCAACGGCGGAAGUGGAAGGGCCGUGGCCUGCCUCGGAAGGAGGGAGAGCGGAGCGGAGCGGACCGGGAGGCGCCGCCGUUGCCACCGCCCAGCGCAGCCCCGCCGAGCCGCCAUGAGUGACCAGCAGCUGGAUUGUGCCUUGGAUUUGAUGAGGCGUCUGCCUCCACAGCAGAUAGAGAAGAAUCUCAGUGACCUCAUUGACUUGGUCCCAAGCCUCUGUGAAGAUCUCCUCUCUUCUGUUGAUCAGCCAUUGAAGAUUGCACGAGAUAAGGUGGUAGGAAAAGACUAUCUAUUGUGUGACUACAACAGAGAUGGAGACUCAUAUAGAUCACCGUGGAGUAACAAGUAUGAUCCUCCCCUGGAAGACGGUGCCAUGCCAUCUGCUCGCCUGCGCAAGCUGGAGGUGGAAGCCAACAAUGCCUUUGACCAGUAUAGAGACUUGUAUUUCGAAGGUGGAGUCUCCUCUGUCUACCUCUGGGAUCUGGAUCAUGGUUUUGCCGGCGUGAUCCUCAUUAAGAAAGCUGGAGAUGGAUCAAAGAAGAUUAAGGGAUGCUGGGAUUCCAUCCACGUGGUGGAGGUUCAGGAGAAAUCCAGCGGUCGUACUGCUCAUUACAAGCUGACCUCCACAGUGAUGCUGUGGCUGCAGACUAAUAAAACUGGUUCUGGUACCAUGAACCUUGGCGGGAGCCUCACCAGACAGAUGGAGAAAGAUGAGACUGUGAGCGACUCUUCUCCACACAUAGCCAAUAUUGGACGCUUGGUAGAGGACAUGGAAAACAAAAUCAGAAGUACACUGAAUGAGAUUUAUUUUGGUAAAACAAAGGACAUCGUGAAUGGGCUGAGAUCUAUUGAUGCAAUCCCCGACAACCAAAAGUAUAAGCAGUUGCAGAGAGAACUUUCUCAAGUGUUGACCCAGCGCCAGAUCUACAUCCAGCCUGAUAACUAAACCAAUCCAGGUACCCUGCCAGGUCUGUGCAGACUUUUGCAGACAAAUCAAAACAAGAAGCUCUUAAAAAUGACCUGGUGGAGGCUUUGAAGAGAAAGCAGCAAAGUUAAAGUACUCUCCGUGCUAACAAGACAUGCCAUGCACUCGUUAGAUUCCUUUCUUAGAAAACUCAUCCCCCUGACCUUUUCUGUUACGUCACGUCACGAUUUGCAUUCAAUACUAUUCAUGCAACGCCAUCUUCUCCCCAUGAAUAAAGCUGUACAAACUUU
Molecule: messenger RNA, 1233 nt
Organism: Tympanuchus pallidicinctus (lesser prairie-chicken)
Lineage: Eukaryota; Metazoa; Chordata; Aves; Galliformes; Phasianidae
Gene: CAPZB
Product: capping actin protein of muscle Z-line subunit beta
Exons: 10
Coding region: 131-964 (277 amino acids)
Biological process (GO): actin cytoskeleton organization; barbed-end actin filament capping; cell morphogenesis
Cellular component (GO): F-actin capping protein complex; cytoplasm
Molecular function (GO): actin filament binding
Source: RefSeq, a predicted model, not a curated record